Molecule: messenger RNA, 306 nt
Organism: Paramecium tetraurelia
Lineage: Eukaryota; Ciliophora; Oligohymenophorea; Peniculida; Parameciidae
Exons: 2
Molecular function (GO): zinc ion binding
Source: RefSeq, a predicted model, not a curated record
AUGUCAGAGCAUUCACACUUGAUGGAUGAGAAUGUAGUGUAAUCAUAAAUAAAUUUCAAAUACAAAACGAAAUUGAAUGGAAUAUCAGAACCAUAUGAAUUCUAUUGUUUUACCUGCAACUAACCAAGAAUAUCAAGAAUAGAGUAUACAUAUAGCAAAGCAACAUUUAUAUGGUGUUGUAUAUUAUGCUUUUGCACAAUCAUCUUGGGUCUAUUGCCAUUUUGCAUGUAGAAAUGUUCUUCGAAAACGCAUUAUUGUCCUGUUUGUGACAAGAUAGUUGGUCACACAGAUGGGGAACUUUGUUGA